ACGCGUAAGAGAAGUGAACUGAGGGGGCCGGGCGGCCGCUGAGGAGGGGAGUGCGCGGCAGCAGGGGCCAGGAGCGCGGAGGCGGGCGCGGCUGCCAGCUUAGAGGGCCUGGGCGGGGGCCUGAGAGCAGGGCUGGAGGGGCGGAGGGCGGAGGAGGCCCGCCAGCGUUCCCGGCCGGCUCCGAGCAGGCGCCGUGGCAGCGUCCGCGCCUCCUGCCCGCCCUCCGCCGUCGCCAGGACGCAGGCCCGCGUCGGGGAAGGCAGUAGGGCCCGCAGCCGUCUGCCUGGCGUCUCCACCCCGCUCAGUCUGCCUUGUCGCGCCUUCCCGCGUCGGACCGGCCGGGCCCUGCCCCUGGCGGAGAAUCUUGGGACUGUUUUACUUAAUUGGUCAUUGAUAUCUUAACAAACAUGGAGAUAAGAUUAGAAAUUUUGACAUCAACAAGUAUUAAGCAGAAAAAACCAUGGCCACGUGUCUCCUGGUUGGGAAAGGAAAAAGAAGCUGUUUUUCUUUUGGAUGAUAAAUUCAUAAAUGAAAUUAAUUUGCUAUCAGGAAAGAUAAAGAAGAAAAUUCCUAGUCUGCAGCCUUUCUUGAAGAAUGUUCUUGUCCUAACAACAUCCAGUAAUGAUGCCUGGCUGGCUGGGGUACUAACUACAGGAGAGCUUUUCCUUUGGAACAAAGAUCAAGAUUGUUUGAAAACUAUACCAAUAACUGAAAAGCCUAAGGAAAUGAUCAAAGCUACAGUCGCAAGCUCUUUGAGACCUUAUUUGUAUGUAUCUGGAAAUGGGAAAAGAAUUCUGCUCAUAACACCUUCUGGAUGCAUAUUUCUUUGGGAAUAUUUGGAAUUAAAGAGUAUCUUAUCUUCUAAGAGUCUUUCAUUGGUGGGUCGGUGGUCCCAGGUCAUACCUGAAGAAGUAGUUCCCUUGCCUUCCAUUGAAGAUAAAGAAGCUGUAGUGAAUGCUGUUUUUAUAAAAAAUGAGUUAUUUGGAGACUGCUGCCUGUGUUCAUUUGCUUUUUAUUCUGGGGAAUGCCUGAAGUUAACAUUUCUAGCAAUUCGGUGGCAUGAGAAUGUAUUUACAUCUAUAAGAUCAUUGCCAUACCAUGUUCAUUGGGCUCAACAAGACUGUCAUCUCUGCAGUCUAAUUCCUAAAUGUGAAUCAGUAAAGUCAAGAGGAGCUCUAAUUUCUGCCUUUUCAAGAGAUGGCCUUACCCUGGCAGUAACUCUUAAUCAGAAAGACCCCAAGGCAACUCAGGUAUUAUUUAUAAACACACUGAAUUUUGUUACUCUCUGUGGUAGUCUUAAAGGAUGUAGUAGCAAGAGUCGCGUGGUUCCAGCUGCACUUAUUAGGUCCUACUGGGUAGGUGAUAUCAGCUGGACGCAUGAUAGUCUUUUUCUGGCUUGUAUGUUAAAACGUGGCUCUCUGGUUUUAUUGACCUGCCAAGGUGAAUUGCUAACAUUAAUUACAUUUGGUUGCUCUAUAGAAUUUGGGCCAGCAGAAUUUAUUCCUCUUCAUCCACUAAUAACAUAUAGACCACAGCAGUUUACGUUUCAAGAUUCAAAUAAUUCUGUUGAUUCAUCAGCUUCUGACAGUGACCCUAUGAGACAGAGAUUUUCUAUAAAAGCACACUCACGGUUACCCUACCUCGUUAUAUCUGAUGGAUAUAUGGUCACAACCCUUCGAUUUCUUGAUAGCCUGUCUCCGUCAGUGCACAUGAGAUCACUUCUACUUGAUUCAACCCAAAGGCUUGAGAAAAUAUAUCAAAGUGUGCUCUUGUCUAAGCCAGAAGGCAAAGGACUGAACUUGCGAUCACUGAAUUCCCUAAGGUCUAGCCUGUUAAAACACCAAGGAAAUGAAAGUUCAGCCGAUUUCACUGUCCCCAAAUUCUUGCAGGCAGAAGAAACAAUAAAUUUAAAUGAAAAUACAGCAGAUUUUCAGGAUUUUGAAGCAGAAGAAACUAACAAAGACAGACACUUUCCAGACAACUUAUUUCCUUUUUGGAACAAAAGAGAUGAUGUGCUGUGUAGUACUAUGAAGGAAGGAAGAUUGGAAUUUGCAUCUAUGUUUGAUACGAUACAUACAAAGGAUGCUAGUGAGGAGACAGACAGAACCAUUACAGAACUGCAUUCUAUCCAGAAAAGUCUACUUGCUGCGUGGACUAUAGGAAUUUCAAAAACUGUGACAGAAAAAAAUUUAAUGUUAAAUUACAUAGUAGUUUGUAUCACUCAUUUUUUUUACAUUCUUCAAUUUAUAAAAUGUCCUUUUCCCAAACUAGAUCUUUUUUUAAGCAAAAGCGCAAGACAUAAUGCAUGGAUACUUUGUAUCUUUCAACUUUUUCAUCAGUGUUUAUCAAUCCAUUAUUGGGAUAUAAGAUACAAACAAGAUGUGGGGCAUUUGAUAAAGCUGACCUCAAAUACUAUAAAACUUUUGCUGACUCAGCAACAAAAGGGUCAGUUAUUCUCAGAGAAACUGUUAGCCUGUUUUUAUUUACUCAGAAUGGUAGCUGACAAUUUAAAUGGUGUAUACAGUCUUCAGCCUGAAGUUAUUUCAGCAUCAGCUGAUGGAAGUAAAAUAACAGCUCAAGAUUCAUUGGUGGUACCUAUUUUUCAAAUGUUUCGAGAUGAUGGUUCUCAGGAAAACUGGUCUUGGAACUCAUUUUUCAAGAUUCAUCCUCAAGUAGUAUAUCCGGUGCAGCAGCCAGGACACAGAUUGCGUGUUCUCUGGAGAAUACUGUACAAAAAAACUUUAUGGUAUCAAGCACAAUUAAAUCGAAGAGUUCCUGAAGCUGAUAGUCAGUUAACUGAAAAGAUGACACAUGAAGCAUCUACUGUCAAGUCCCUGUUAUGUCAUUUGCAGGCUAACCUACAGAGUACUGGAGAUUGCUUGAAUCAAACCUUAGAACUUAAAUCUAUCAAUGGGGAAGAGUGUUUCUUAUUAGGAUCAUAUGAAAAGUCUGUUCAGCUGUGGAAAAAAACUCUACAAGAAAUCGGAGAGAAAGGAGGAGGAAGGACAUAUUUUCUUCAGAUACGCUAUUAUCUUUCUCUUUUAUACUGCCACCUCUAUAGCUAUAAUUUAAAUGAUGCUCAAGGAUUGUGUGAUCAGCUAGCAAGAGAAAUCCUGAGAUGGUCCCAACUACCUGUAAAAGAAAAUAAAGAUUUUUCAGGUGCUGCGAAGUCUCAUUUUGAGUGUGAAAUGGCGGGUGGUGUUCAUCCUGAGGCAGCAGUGAGAGUCGUCCAGUCCAUGGCUCGUUUCAUGGCUGCCUAUUUCACCAAUCAGCAGCUUUGCAUUUUGCCACCUCAUCAUGUGAAUGUUCUUCCCCCACUUCAUAUUAAAACAGAGCAGUCCUUUCGACUUAUUCCUCUGCAACACUCUAAGGUGGCCAGCGUCGUUAGAGAUCAGAAUCUCUCUAAUGUGUGGACAGUUGAAUAUGCACUUGAAUUACUAUUUAUUGGUGGCCUCGUUCCAGAGGCUGUGUGGUUGGCAUAUAAACUUGGAGACUGGAAGACGUCUGUUUCAAUUGGUGUGGCUUUCCAGCUGUUCUGUAAACGUGAUAGCAAUUUCAUGAGGUCCAAGAAAAAGAGUCUGAAUCUACCACUACAUAUGACUCCAGCACAGAUUUUUCAGGAAAAACUGCGGUGUUUUUUAGGUCAACCAGCCUCUUUGGAAGCAAAAAAUGAAAUGGACUCAAAAUAUAAACAGUUUACAGAUCCCAUUGAAGAGGAAGAUGCAAAUCUGCUAUUUGGUUCAGUACAAGAAGUACUGAAAGCAUCAGUUAUGGCUGAUGCAGAUAUUCUUUCGGAGACAUUUCAACUUCUGAUAGACUCUGCCAAGGACUUCAGUAAAAGACUGUGGGGCUUAGUGCCAUUUGGCUUGUAUCUUCCAGCUCCUCCAUUGUACUGUCCCCAGCCAGCUAUUCUUAGUGAAGAAGAUGGUGAUGAUCUUCUUUUAAAAGCUGAAAAAAAUAAUCGCCAGAAGGUAUCUGGAAUCCUUCAGCGUGUUCUCCUGCUUUUCCGGGCGGCUCGGUGUUCUUUUCCUGUGGCACAGUGGUAUAUCUUGCAGUUGAGGUGGGCAAGAAAAGUCAUGCAGAAGAUUCGAAUGAAAGGAUCCCUUCCUUCACUGAGUCCUUUUCCUCAGUCAUUACUUAAUUACUGUAAAGGAGGUAUUGUAUGCUUUAGACCUGGAGCAGCUGGAGACCAUAAACUUGAUGAAGUUUCCAUUAGAGCAAUAGGUUGCUUCAGAGAACUUUGUGCUCUGUGUUGGAUGCUGCAUGUCCGUGAUAAGUUAUCCCUUAGUUGCAGGCAAUAUCAGAAAGCAAGAGAAAAUGUAAAGGGAGAAAAGGACCUUGAAGUGGAGUUUGAUUCUUGUAUGAUUGAGCACUGUCUUAGUGCGGUGGAAUGGGCUUAUAGAAUGCUGCCUUUCUCUCGGUUCUUUAAUAUGGAAGAACUUAUUCAGGAUAUAAUUUUGAGCCUUAUUGGAGAACUGCCACCAAUCAGAAAGGUAGCAGAAAUUUUCGUGAAAGCAUUUCCCUAUCCUGAGGAUGUGAGGGUUCCUUUAAGAGACAAAUAUCACUCUCUUCACCAGAGACUCAGACACUGUGUUGUGAAAGGUCCCCAGACUGAAGAAAUGAUGUCUGUUGUCAUGCAUUCUAUCCAGAAAGUGAGGGUGAAAGCUCUAAAACGUGUACAGAGAAAUAUAGGCUCUUUUGAAUUGAAUAUAUGGGAACCAAUUGAAGAAGAGAAACCAGAUGAGGUGCCAGGUUUUGACAGAUUUUCCCUGGGGACUAGUUUGAGCAGAAGUACACUCACAGAACUGGGGAAUUCUGUGGUUCACAGUGAUGCAGAUACGGCAGAUACAUUCUCUGAAGCUUUGUCGGUUGAAGAAAAAAGUAGGAUAAAUAUCUGUCAAAGAAAUGCCCCAAAUCACAUGGAAUUAACAUCGAUUGGUAAGCCCACUGAUAAAAAGAAAAUGUGUAAUCAGAAAGAAAAUCCUACAAAGAAAGAAGAUCAUGAAAAGUUAUCACAAAAUACACUUCCUGUAAUAGGUGUUUGGGAAUUUGAACGUGAUGAUGAUGAAUAUAUUAAAUUCCUUGAUCUCUUUUUGAGUUACAUUCUUGAAAGAGACCUACCUUAUUCCAGGGAUGCUGGAAUUCCAUUUCUAACCAGUUUUUCUGGAACGCUUAGAGAACAUGAACUUAAUUCUUUACUUUUUGAUGUACAUACAACAUUAAAACGACGUCAGAGCAAAACUAAAAGCCAGAAUGUGUUUAGAGCUGGUUCUUGCUUUGUUGUUGCUCCUGAGUCCUAUGAAUCAGAAAAAUCAUCCUCUUUAAAUGAUGAAGAUAGCAUGCAUUUAGAAAACCAGGAACUUUCAUCAUCGGUACGGGUUAAUCAAGGGAUCAAACCUUUUUUAGAAUAUCCUUUGAAUGAAGUCAAUAAGAAUGAACGAAUGAGUGGAUUAUUUGGUUUAAAACAAAAGUCAAUUUACAGAAUACAAGAUGACACUAGAGAAAAAUGUCUAAUCCAGAGAUCAUCAAACAACAUUUUUUGGACUCCCAAGUCCAUUAAAACUAGAAGAUGUGUUUUCAAAGCUAUUGAGUGCGAUGAUAUUAACCCUCAAGAAGAUCUUCCUUUAGCACUAAACACAUUUGGCAGUAUAGGAAGACUGCUGGAAUGGAUGAUAAGGUGGUCUAAUAGAAGACUACUCUGUGAUUCUGGUAUAACUGAGUCGUCCUCUGAGUACAGUCCAGUAAUUCGUGUAAAGACCUCUACAACUGCCAUUCUUACAUCAUUAUGGCUUUUGGAACAACCCUAUUUUGCUACAUAUAAGGCAAAAAAUGCCAUUAUUCAGGUGGUAGAGAAUCAUGACACUGGAUGUCAGAUUGUACCCAGUAUUGAGAGGGAGAGCAAAUCAGAUGCUGGCAGUUCAGUUGCAGUAGCAACUCCAGGUGGAACAGAGGAAAGAAAUGGUCAGAAUAAAUCUUGUCAAAAUAUCUUGAAUAGAAUGCCAACUGAAGCAAAAAAUCCUGAUAUAAAAGAAAUCAAUGUUGAGAUUAUUUCCGUCAUUCAUAAUACUAAAAAAGAAUUUAUAGAUAUUGAUGAGAAUCUUUUAGAAGUACAAGCAUUUACAGAAGAGAAAAUGGAUAUGCACAUAUCAGACUAUGAAGAAGACAUUGAAGAAUCUGUUGGAGGUUUCAGAAGUCCCAAUGUUGCCAUUUGCAAGAUGACUUUACCACAGCAGUUAGAAGAAGAGUUCACAGAAGAGGUUCAGUGUCAAAGGGAAGAACCCUUGGAGACAAAUAUGGAGGAAAAAUCUACUGAACAGAAAGGUAUGAUCGAAGCCUUUUCACAUCCUGAGCAUACCACUCCUCAAUCAACUCAAGUAGAUACAAGUUCGGACAUUUCUAGUGCACAGAUUUCUACAUAUAAAGACAAAUCUUCCUCAGUUCCACCUCUGAUAAUAUCAAAUGGAGUCAGUGUUGCUUCACAACCACCUGUUGCACCACCUCAGAAGACCCAGAGAAAUGAAUGCAGGGCUCAGUUACCAGAUUGUUCAGAGUCCGUUAGGCAGAUGCUCCAAGAUGAAAUGUUUAAAUUAGUUCAGCUGCAACAGAUCAACUUCAUGAGCCUAAUGCAAAUAGUAGGAUCAUCCUUUGCUAAUCUCCCAGAUAUACAACAACUUGUACAGCAGUCUCAGUCUGUGCAUUUAGGGGGAAGCCAAGAAUCAAAUCUAAGAGGAUGUGGUGAUGUUGAAGACAGCAACAAAAAUCUUACGGAGAGAUUUUUUGUUAAGCCACAGUCAAUGGGAGAGAACACCAGAGAGCCUCGCAAGAACAACCCACACUGCCAUGAAAGAACUAUCCCAUCUGGUCAAAAUAGUACUGGAAAUGUACAGAAUAUUCUACAUGGGAGCAUUCCUUUAUGUCAAUUAAAUGGCCAGCCCCAGAAAAGAGGACCAAUUCCAUCAUCUCAAAACUUACCAUCUACUUUGUUUUAUCCAGCUCCUGCUGGAAAUACUCACCUCUGCCUUUUGUCCACACCUUCUGUUGUUCAGAAGGCACCUAGACUUAUCCCACAUGCAAAAACAUUUAGUCCUGGUGAUGGCUUUCCUUUGCUUCAAUUUAAGCCUAAACAAGAAUUCAAGCCCCUUUUCUUACAUGCAGGAAGUAUUCCACAAGUUCCCUUCAGGCCUCUGCCACAACCAAGAGAGGCUUGGGGAUUAUCUGACUCCUUCCAACCUGCUCUGCCACAGAGAGUAGCACAAACUCCUCCAGCAUCCCAUUUGAAUGUAAGCCAGUAUAAUACUGAAGCCAAAAAAAAAGAAGUUGAGCAGAAGACAUGGGCAGAAACUGUAAUUACAGAAAUUCCUAAGCAUGUAAACUUGGAUCAAUAUGUUGGACAAGAAAAUCUGACCCCUCCAGAGGACUCUUCAGUGUUUAUAAAACCAGAAAAACUAUUUGAUGUUAAGCCAGGGCCCCUUGACAUAGCUCCUCACCAUUCCUUUGGACUUCCGUUACUAUACCUGCCACUUAAACCUCCUAAUACGUUUCCAUCAACCUCAAGAGCAUCUAUUACAGUUCCCUCAACACCUAUCCAACCUAUAGCAGAAGAAAGAAAAUACCCAAGAUUGUCAUUACUUCAUCCACGUUUGUCCCCAGAAAAUACGUGCAAAAAAACACAACUUAUCCCACUUGAAAACCUCAUUGCAUUUAAACAAAGCCAACAGAAACUAACACAUAAUUUAUUUGAACAAGGUGAUGCUGGACGCCUUCAACUUCUAAAGGUCAAAAUAGAACCACCUGAAGUAAGACAAAGAAAGGACAGUAAAAAAAGACAAAGGAGAAGAGCUGAGAAAGAGCUGCAAGAAAAAAAAUCUGAGAAAUUGAGGAGAAAACCAAAUGUGACUUUUCGACCAGAGAAUUCCAUAAUUAAUAAUGAUAAUUCAGAAAUCAUUAAGAAACACAAGGAACAAGAAGAACAUUGUGGUUCCCAUUCUUUGGAUGACUUCGACAUUCCUUUUGAAAUGCUACAAGAUGAUAAUACUUCAGCUGGAUUGCAUUUCAUGGCCUCUCUGAAAAAGAAAGCUAUAGGAAGUCAAGAUGCAAGUACAAAUACAGACCCAGAACAUGAGCCUUUGAAUGCUCCUCAGCUCUUGGUCCCAGAUGUAUAUCUAAAUCUGAAGCUUUCCACUGAAAUGUCAGAGAAACCUUUGUCACCCUCAACACCUCAUACAGUAGCAAACUUGGUUGGACAUACUUAUAUAAAUGUGAUUGACAUUGAAGCUGAUGAUCUUCUACAGGAAUUACCUGUGAGAGAAGAGCCUUCAAAUGAUAAUGUUAUCAAACAGCAAAGCGAUCAUCCAGCAGUUCCAUCAUCUGCAGAGUUACAUUAUAUGGCAGCUUCAGUUACUAAUGCUGUUCCCCCACAUAAUUUUAAGAGUCAAGAAGUAGCUCCAGCUUGUUUGGAUGGAAAAAGCUUGAGAGUAGGCAUUACAGAAGUGAAGGAGCCUAGUGUCACUUCACCUACACCAUCAGACAUACAGCAGAACGAAGAUCUGCCAAAACCAGAGUUCCAAUUCAAAGGACAGAGCACGAAGUCAGACUCUGCGGAAGAUUAUCUGUUGUGGAAACAGCUGCAAGGUGUCUCUGCAGCUCGCCCUGCACCAAGCUUUGCAGCUCACCGACUAGAGCAUCUUACUGCUAAGCUUCAGAAAAUUGACAAGCAGUUGCUAGCAAUACAGAACAUUGCUGAAAAGAUAGAGCAGGAUUUCCCCAAACCUGAAGUGCUAGAUCUACAUUGUGAUAAGAUUGGACCAGUGGAUCACAUUGAAUUCUCUUCUGGCCCUGAAUUCAAAAAAACAUUAGCCUCAAAAACCAUUAGCAUUUCUGAAGAAGUGCGUUUUUUGACACAUAUGGAUGAAGAAGAUCAAAGUGACAAAAAGGAGACUUCAGAACCUGAAUUUUCAAUAACGGAAAAUUAUUCUGGUCAGAAAACCCGUGUGUUUCCUACUGCCGAUUCAGCUGUCAGCCUUUCCAGUGAUCAGAAUACUACUUCUCCUGGUAUGAAUAGCAAUGAUGAAUUAUUUGAGAGUGCUUCAGUAGAUCCACUCCAGAUGACUGGAUUGACUGAUAUUGCAGACAUUAUUGAUGACCUUAUAACUAAAGAUGGAGUUUCCAGUGAAGAGCUGGGCUUAACAGAACAAGCUAAGCGCACCUUCAGAAUUCAGCAUUCUUCUGGCAGACAUUCACAAAGAACUGACAAGGAAAGAAGAGAGAUUCAAGCCUGGAUGAAAAGAAAACGAAAAGAAAGAAUGUCAAAGUACUUAAAUGAGCUGGCAGAAAAGAGAGGGCAAGAACAUGAUCCUUUCUGUCCCAGAAGCAAUCCACUUUACAUGACUUCAAGGGAAAUAAGGCUGAGACAAAAGAUGAAGCAUGAAAAAGACAGAUUGCUGCUCUCUGAACACUACAGUCGUCGAAUCUCACAAGCAUACGGUCUGAUGAAUGAACUAUUAUCUGAGUCAGUACAGCUACCAACUGUACCACAGAAACCAUUGCCUAACAAACCCAGCCCUACUCACUCUUCCAGAUGUCAACACUGUCCUUCUCCAAGAGGAGAGAAUCAACACGGUUACAGUUUUCUAAUAAAUCGACCUGGGAAAGUCAAAUAUAUGUCCAAACCAAGUUACAUCCAUAAGAGAAAGUCUUUUGGGCAACCUCAAGGCUCACCUUGGCCACAUGGAACUGCCACUUUCACCAUACAGAAAAAAGCUGGUGGAGCCAAAGCAUCAGUAAGAAAGGCUAUGCAGUCUCCAGUUACCUUCCGAAAAGGCUCUAAUGCUUCAUGUCAUAGUCAGCAGCAUACAAAAAAACAUGGAAGUGCUGGACUUGCACCUCAAACCAAGCAGGUGUGUGUGGAGUAUGAGAGAGAGGAGACUGUGGUGAGUCCCUGGACGAUACCUUCAGAAAUCCAUAAGAUUCUUCAUGACAGCCACAAUUCCCUUCUACAAGACUUGUCUCCAACUGAAGAGGAAGAGCCAGAGCAUCCUUUUGGGGUGGGCGGCAUGGACAGCGUGUCUGAGAGCACUGGCAGCAUCCUCAGCAAGCUGGACUGGAAUGCCAUUGAAGACAUGGUGGCCAGCGUGGAGGACCAGGGCCUGUCUGUCCACUGGGCCCUGGACCUGUAAGACCUGGAUAUCAUUCUGUUUCCAUACACAGGCCAGCACCUCAGUAAUGUGAUUCUGAAAGAUUAACAGGUUUAAGGGACAGAAGCAAUGAAAGAAGCAAUGUGAAUUUUCCAUCUGCUAUCAUAUUAUUAACUGGAUUAGCCAUUUCAAGAGGAAAAAUAAACAUUUCUCAAUAACUUUGCCUUCAUGGGGAAAAGGUUGACUAUUGAUGUAUUAUAUGUUUUUGUAUUUGCUGCAUCAUUAGGCAUAAUUUUUAAAAUGAUAAGUACCUUUCAAGCCAAGUUUGCAUAACCUACUUUCAAUAAAAACAUUCUAUCUUGCCUCCUCCUUUAUUACCCUCUGAGUUUUGAGAAACAACCAUAUAUAGAUUAAUAGGGAAAAAAAUUCUUUUCUUUGAGAAGAAAAUCACAGUCUCACCUGAGAACUCAAUUAUGAACCCUAUUUUAAAACACCUAUGCAGGGUUUAGCCAACUACAUUUUACCAACCGUGAAAAGAAAAGAAAAGAAAAACCAACUACAUUUUACCAACCGUGAAUUUCUAAAUAAGCCAAGUUUCAUGGAGGCCAGGAGAUCUUCUGUCUUCUGCCCUGCAGCCUGAAGCCUUGGAGGAAGAAACAGGCGUGGAUGCUUUGGGCGGGAAAGUAGGGGAAUAUGACUCCAGGCUCUAGAAGACUUAUCUUAAAUUUGUAAGAACCAUGGUACAGAGACCUGGUUAGGUUUUGGUAUUGAGCUCCAACAGUGUUAUAGUUUUAAGAGAUAAUUUUUAUGAGAAUUGACUCAGAACCAGGAUCCUUCAACUACUUCAUCAAUGUUUGGUAUAAUAUCAAAGCACACUAUUAUCUGAAAAAGCAAUUAAAUACCCCCUUUUUUCCAAAUAUCUACCUGUGUGAAGCCAGAUUUUACAACAUAUGCAGCAAGUUGAAUGCAGAAGCAGGUAUGGUAAUAGCUGCCUUCUAUUAAGCUAAACAUUAAAGAGAUUUGUUGAACUAUAAAACAGUGCCACUCUCCUUACUAAAUUGUUUUAGAAAAUAGCUUUAUAUGCUAACAUUAUUAUAAAUUGUCAUUUAAUUGUUAUUGUCAUUUAAAAUAUUUUACAAUGUUUUCUGUUUCUUUUUUGUGUAUUCUAUGGGUAUUGAUACAUGAUACUUGUACAUUUUUAAUGGGGUGCAUGUGAUAUUUUAAUACAUGCAUACAAUGUUUAGCAAUGAAAUCAGGGUAAUUGGGAUAUUCAUCACCUCAAACAUUUAUCAUUAUUUGUGUUAGAAACAUUCCAAACCUUUUCUUCUAGCUAUUUAUCCAUUGUUGGAUGCUUAUAUCAAUUUUAUAUCUUAGCUGUUGUGAAUAGAGCUGCAAUAAAUGUGGGAGUGCAGAUA
Messenger RNA from Rhinopithecus roxellana (golden snub-nosed monkey), 11548 nucleotides. It is a transcript of the gene CPLANE1, whose product is annotated as ciliogenesis and planar polarity effector 1. Gene Ontology annotation, biological process: cilium assembly. The record is from RefSeq and is a predicted model, not a curated record. The coding region runs from base 408 to 10175 and encodes 3255 amino acids. NCBI's taxonomy places the organism in Eukaryota, Metazoa, Chordata, Mammalia, Primates, Cercopithecidae. The transcript is spliced from 53 exons. Gene Ontology annotation, molecular function: protein binding. Gene Ontology annotation, cellular component: ciliary transition zone.